AGAGACGUAUUUUCGAGCUCGUUCGAGCUUCUUUCGCACGCCGAGUAUAUUCGUUUCAACUGGAGGAUCUGCAGACGGCACAUAGAACGAAAUUUUAAUAUGCGCUUGUGAGAAGUUUCGUCGAGGAAAGUUGCGAACAGACACGUCGGUUGAGAGAGUAAAGGACCGAAGGACGGGAAGAUAAAGGCUGGAAGGACGGGACGGCCAAGAAGACACGAGAAUGAGAUACAAGGUGAACGAUCCGGAGGAUAAUGAGAGAGACACGGUAGAGAACGCGAAAGGAAAUUCGGACGUCUCGUGGAAUUACAAUCAGCGAGAUGAAAAGAAAUCAAGCGGAAAGGAGAUGCGGCUCGUAAUAGUCGUCGGAUUGUUAGCAGUUACCGUUAUCGCCCUUAUCGUGGCACUAACUUUGCAAAUGGCAGUCUUUCGCAAAGAAGAAUACAAGGAGAUGUGUCAGAGCGAAGAAUGUAUUAAGACAGCGGCGCGAGUGAUAGGUGGGAUGAAUAGAUCCGUGAAUCCCUGCAAGGAUUUCUACAAUUUCGCCUGCGGUGGCUGGAUCAAUAAACAUCCAAUUCCACAAAGUCAGAGCUUUUGGGACCAACUGAGUUUGCUUAGGGAGAAACUUCUAGAAAAUUUAAGGAUUUUACUUGAGGAACCUGAUAAGGAGAACGACCUUAGGCAAGUGAAACUGGCGAAAGCUCUUUACAGGACCUGCAUGGAUGUCGCGAGUGUUGAGGCUUUAGGAUUGGAACCCAUCUUCGAGGCACUCAAUAGUCUAGGUUUACCAAAGGAACCACCGAUGCAGGAUAAAAUACCUUCUCUUGACAUAUCGAGAAUGGCUGGCAUAGCGCAACGAACGUUAGGUUUGAACCUCUUCGUCAAUUUCUACAUCAGCGAGGACAUUAAGGAUACUACAAAGAAUGCGAUGGUGAUGGAGCAAGUAUCUCCUGGAUUCAGUGAGCGUUAUUUAUUGGAUCCGCGACGUUUUCAAUCGGAAUUAAUGGAGUAUAAAAAAUAUAUAAAGUCCAUGGUCGAACUAGCGGGAGCUGGUAAUAUGAGUGCGAAUUAUGCUAACGAGAUUUUAGAAUUCGGCACGAAACUCGCCAAGAUCAUGGCAACAAAUGAGGAACGACGUGGCAAGGAUCAUCUCAUUCAUGAAGUGUCGAUCGACGACCUGCAACAACUCACCGAUUUACGAGCGCAGCAGUGGAACUGGACAAAAUACGUGAAGGCCGUGUUCGAGAACACAAAUGUCACGAUAAAUCCGACCGUGGAUCGGAUUAUCAUCGUGGACUUGAAGUAUUUGCAGCAAUUGCCGCUUCUGCUAUCCGUCACUCCAUCCGCUACGAUAGUGCGAUACGUUUGGUGGAGUGUGUACGCGACCGUUGCCCCUUUGACGCUGCAGAAGUUUCGCGAUCUCGGCUUCCAGUUCUGGCAGAAGAUCUUCGGGUUAAAGGAAAAGACCCCGCGCUGGAAGGAAUGCACUGGAAAUGCCAACACGAACUUUGGCAUGGCGUUGAGCUACAUUUAUGCGCAGAAACACUUUAAUGAACAAGCGCGAGAAAAGGCGUUGGAGAUGCUGCUGGAUAUUAGGGCCGCGUUCGAUGAAAUGGUCACGGAGCUAGAUUGGAUGGACGCCGGAACGAGAGCUCGAGCUCAUAAAAAAUUGCACGCGAUGAGGCCAUUCGUAGGAUUUCCCGAUUGGAUCACGAAUCCAAAGGAAUUAGACAAAUUUUAUGAAGGAGUAGAGGUGAUCGAUGGGAAGCUGUUCGAGACUUUGCUCAAGCUAACUAAUGUGGCGAUGAAAAAAAGUCUCAAUAAUUUGCGCGAGAAGCCUGACAGGAGUAGAUGGAUAUCGUCGGGCACGACAGUAAACGCAUUUUACAGCGCGAUAUUAAACUCAGUCACUUUUCCAGCUGGUAUCUUACAUCCUCCAUUUUAUGGCAACGGACUGGAAUCCAUAAAUUAUGGCGCUAUAGGGGCGAUUAUGGGCCAUGAGCUUACGCAUGGUUUCGACGAUCAAGGUCGCCGAUACGACGAGAAUGGCAAUGUACGACAGUGGUGGAGCGAUGAGACAUUGCGACACUAUCAUGAAAAAGUGCAGUGUAUAAUUGAACAAUAUAGCAGUUAUCAUUUGCCGGAGUUGGGCGAUAAUUUUACGGUGAACGGUAUCAAUACCCAGGGUGAAAAUAUCGCUGAUAACGGCGGCAUCAGGGAAGCUUAUAGGGCGUAUCAGAGGCUAAUUGCACGCAGUCCGAAUCAGCAAGCUCUACCUGGUCUCGUUGACUACAGCAACGAGCAACUGUUCUUCUUGGGUUUUGCACAGGUCUGGUGCGGCAAUUAUACGAACGGAUCAUUGAAGUCCAAGGUGAUAGAAGGUGUCCAUGCACCAAACCACUUUCGAGUUAUCGGCACGCUGUCAAACAACGCCGAAUUCGCAAAGGCGUGGAAGUGUCCGCUUGGUAGUCCAAUGAACCCGUCGCAUAAGUGCAUUUUGUGGUAGACAUCUUUCGCAUAAUUUCGAGCAGAACGUAACGCCUAGAAACUGUUAUUUCCUUCAGGCUUAAUCUUUCUAGCACAGAAGAAGGCGUUGGUACAGUGAUAAGUCUAAGAAAUUGUAAAUAGAUUGAUUUAUAAUUAUAAUAAUAGAAACUAGUGAGUAAUUUAUUAAGCACUUAGGCAUUCUAUUCAUACUCGUAAGCUUAUGAUGUAAAUAUCACACGGAUGAAAAGAAAUAAUAACUUUUAUAAAGAGA
Acromyrmex echinatior (Panamanian leafcutter ant) is the source of this 2755-nucleotide messenger RNA. Its product is annotated as neprilysin-11. Gene Ontology annotation, biological process: protein processing. The record is from RefSeq and is a predicted model, not a curated record. Gene Ontology annotation, molecular function: metalloendopeptidase activity. NCBI's taxonomy places the organism in Eukaryota, Metazoa, Arthropoda, Insecta, Hymenoptera, Formicidae. Gene Ontology annotation, cellular component: plasma membrane.